Molecule: messenger RNA, 918 nt
Organism: Elephantulus edwardii (Cape elephant shrew)
Lineage: Eukaryota; Metazoa; Chordata; Mammalia; Macroscelidea; Macroscelididae
Product: olfactory receptor 5K3-like
Exons: 1
Biological process (GO): G protein-coupled receptor signaling pathway; sensory perception of smell
Cellular component (GO): membrane
Molecular function (GO): G protein-coupled receptor activity; odorant binding; olfactory receptor activity
Source: RefSeq, a predicted model, not a curated record
AUGAUCACAAACAAUCACUCCUUCACAAACGAAUUUAUUCUUGUAGGCCUAACCUAUCACUCAGAACUGAAGACCCUUCUGUUUGUGAUGUUCUUUGCAAUUUAUCUGAUCACUAUGGUGGGGAAUCUAGGUUUGGUUGCAUUGAUCGUCAUGGAGCACCGUCUUCACACACCAAUGUACAUCUUUCUGGGAAACUUGGCUUUGAUGGAUUCUUGCUGUUCUAGUUCCAUUACCCCUAAGAUGCUAGAGAACUUAUUUUCUAAGGACAAAAUGAUUUCCCUCUAUGAAUGCAUGACACAAUUUUAUUUUUUCUCUUUUGCGGAAACCGCAAACUGCUUUCUCUUGGCAGUAAUGGCCUAUGAUCGUUAUGUGGCAAUAUGCAGUCCACUGCAGUACCACUCCAGGAUGUCAAAGAAACUCUGCAUUCGGAUGACCAUUGGAGUUUACAUAGCUGGCAGCCUCCAUGCCUUGUUUCACGUAGUGCUUUUAUUAAGGUUAAACUUCUGUGGACCUCAUCAAAUCAAUCACUUUUUCUGUGAUAUUCUUCCAUUAUUCAGACUCUCCUGCGUUGACCCUUAUAUCAAUGAGCUGAUGCUUCUUCUCUUGUCAGGAUCAAUUCAAAGUUUCACUAUUACCAUUGUCUUAAUAUCUUACCUUUGCAUCAUUUUCACUAUUUUCAAAAUGAAAUCCAGAGAGGGAAAAGGCAAAGCCUUAUCUACCUGUGCAUCUCACUUUCUCUCUGUCUCAAUAUUCUAUGGUUCUCUUCUCUUCAUUUACGUUCGACCAAGUUCAGCUAAAGGUGGGGAUGAAGACAUAACAGUUGCUAUUUUUUAUACCCUGAUAAUCCCCUUUUUAAAUCCUUUUAUCUACAGUCUACGAAACAAAGAAGUAAUAAAUGUAAUGAAAAAAAUAAUAAAG